Punica granatum (pomegranate) is the source of this 2361-nucleotide messenger RNA. NCBI's taxonomy places the organism in Eukaryota, Viridiplantae, Streptophyta, Magnoliopsida, Myrtales, Lythraceae. The record is from RefSeq and is a predicted model, not a curated record.
AGCUCGGAGGGAGGGAAGGAACAAACAAUGAGAUCGUAGAGAGAGAGAGAGAGAGAGAGAGAGAGAGAGAGAGAGAGUGUGAAGCAGAGAGAUUCGCGCGGAAGGCAGGGGAAAGGAAAUUGAAGGGAAGAGGACUCAUCGGACCUCUCCCCUUCCCUCCCCCGAAAUUCCCGCUCUUCUUUUUUCUAUUUGCGCCCAUCAUUCCCGAACCCCAUUUUAAUGUUCUGCCUGUUCUUCUUCUAAUCAUUGCUGUUGGUGCUGUUGCUUUUGCCUCUGAUCAUCAUUCAACCAACCCCACCAAUCGGCCUCUGCUGCGUUAUUUGGAAUUUUGGCGGUGUCUCAAAGCUCUAAUUGCAUAUGAGAAUGGUUGAUGCUUGAUGACCUUUUGAGGUUAAGAUGGAUUCAGCUAGGAGUUGGCUUCAGAAAUUCCAGCCUCGAGAUAAGUUGAGAGCAACAUCGAGGAAGAAGGACCCGAGUGGCUCUGGGAGAGAGGAAGGAUCUGUCCCAUCAGGAGACGAUGUGCCCUCUAGCGUCACGAAACAGAGAGUUGCUGCUGCGAAGCAGUACAUCGAGAAUCACUACAAGGAGCAGAUGAAGAAUCUGCAGGAGAGGCGGGAAAGACGUAAUAUUUUGGAGAAAAAGCUGGCUGAUGCUGAUGUCUCUGAGGAAGAUCAAAAUAACCUCCUUAAGUUCCUGGAGAAGAAGGAAACAGAGUAUAUGCGCCUUCAGAGGCAUAAAAUGGGUGCUGAUGAUUUUGAGUUGCUGACAAUGAUAGGCAAAGGUGCUUUUGGUGAGGUUAGAGUUUGCAGGGAAAAGACAACGGGUCAUGUAUAUGCCAUGAAAAAGCUUAAGAAAUCAGAGAUGCUUCGUCGAGGUCAGGUUGAGCAUGUCAAAGCUGAGAGGAAUCUUCUUGCUGAAGUUGACAGCAACUGCAUUGUGAAGCUAUACUGCUCUUUUCAAGAUGAGGAGUUCCUUUACCUUAUUAUGGAGUAUUUGCCUGGUGGGGAUAUGAUGACUUUGCUCAUGCGUAAGGAUAUAUUGACUGAAGCUGAAGCGAGAUUUUAUGUUGCGGAGACUGUUUUAGCCAUCGAAUCAAUUCAUAAGCACAAUUACAUCCAUAGAGACAUAAAACCGGAUAACUUGUUGCUGGAUAGAUACGGGCACCUGAGACUCUCAGAUUUUGGGCUCUGUAAGCCCUUAGAUUGCAGUACUUUAGAGGAGAAGGAUUUUCAAAUAGGAAACAACAAUGAGUCCUCGCAGAAUGAUGAUCGUCCAGCAGCUCCAAAGCGGACACAACAAGAGCAAUUGCAACACUGGCAGAGGAACAGGAGGAUGCUUGCUUACUCCACUGUUGGUACUCCUGACUAUAUUGCUCCAGAGGUCUUGUUGAAGAAAGGUUAUGCGAUGGAAUGUGAUUGGUGGUCGCUUGGUGCUAUUAUGUAUGAGAUGCUCGUGGGUUAUCCUCCUUUUUAUUCCGAUGAUCCGAUGACUACAUGUAGAAAGAUUGUGAAUUGGAGAACUCACUUGAAGUUUCCUGAAGAAGCAAAGCUUUCUCCAGAAGCAAAAGAUCUGAUCAGCAAGCUUCUAUGCAACGUGAAUCAGAGGCUGGGAGCAAAUGGCGCCAGUGAAAUAAAGGUCCAUCCCUGGUUUAAUGGUAUCCAAUGGGAUCAGCUAUACCAAAUGGAAGCUGCCUUUAUUCCUGAGGUUAAGGAUGAGCUGGACACACAGAAUUUUGAAAAAUUCGACGAGUCUGAGAACAAUGCUCAAAGUUCAUCAAAAUCAGGCCCAUGGAGAAAGAUGCUUUCAUCUAAGGACAUCAAUUUCGUGGGCUACACAUACAAGAACUUCGAGAUUGUGAAUGAUUAUCAAGUUCCCGGGAUGGCGGAGUUGAAGAAGAAGAAGUCUCAAACGAAGAGGCCAUCCAUCAAGUCACUUUUCGAGGGCGAUUCCGAGACCACUGAUUAGUCGAGCAGCUGUGACAUAAAACCGAACUCCCCUUCUACCAGGCAGAUGUAUCGGCCUUCCACAAAUUGCUAUCAAUGUCACCUCUGUCAAGGCUCUCUUGCCAGGUUAACUUCAGAUGGCUGAACUCGAAGGUCUCGAAAAACUGUUGGAAGUUCUCAACUUUUGAAGGAACUUCCGUUUCUACAGGAUGAUAUAGAUUUUCAACACAGAUUCUUUUAUCUUCUUUAACCAUGGACGCAUAACUUUUACAUCUUUUGUCGUCUUUUUAGAUCGUGUACAUCUACGACAGUAAUAUAUGACCUAUUGAUUCUGUAAUAUACAAGCGAGGAUGUUGACACUCGCCCGGUUAUUAGUGUACAAAGGUUUUGGAGGAUCCUGUGGUCUUCCUUUGUUGCA